AUGAAUAGGAGAGUGCAAGAACUUUUUAGAGCUGUUAUUCCCGCUCUUUCUUUUAAUAGGAUUAAAACGAAAUCCACAGUUAUAUCAGCCUCGCGAAGAGUGCCAAAUUACCCGGUGGAACUAUGGGGCGCUUUUCUCAGCAACGCAUUCAAUGCUUCGUUAUCAAUUAAUGCAGAAGAUCGUAAGUUUUAUAAGCCUAAUUUCCCUCAAUUAAGCAUAAAUUCGGAAGACACAACGGUAGUUCUAUUUUUGGAAGUGGUUGGUAAAGUCAACGAUCAAAGAUUGGCUUCUCUACCAAACCCACAAAUGUGGUGCAAGCACAAUCAAGCUCCUUUUGUCAAGGGAGAACCGGAUAUUGUAUGUAUUGGAGCCCCAGACAGUACAACGCUUCGUUCUACAAAUGAGUAUGGAGUAAGUUUGUUAGCAACGGUUGAAGUCAAGUCGGAUCAACUUCUGAACAACAUCAUACAAGAAAUUAUUGGUGAACAAAGACUUUCAGGCGGUGAAAGAGAAUUGUACAAUAUAUAUAAUGUAGCAAGAGGACAGAAGGAUAGCGGUACAAAUAAUUAUUCUAAAUACGAUAAAUUAAGGAACAUUGUUCAUCAAGCGUUCGUAUACAUGGUGGUUAAUGACAGGCGAUAUGGCAUGAUUACGACACUCAAUCAAACAUGGUUUAUGUUUCGCAAAGUUGGAGAUGAAAAAACUCUUUGUAUUUCUCCUGCGGUUUCAGUCAGACAGGUAUACACAAACAAUCAAGCUUCAUUUUGGGAGUGUCUGCGAUAUUUUGAAGAUUUAUCUACGUCAAAUCCAUAUGCACGUUCACCUUCUGGUUCUGAACCGCCAUUAACCGAUAGUGAUGACAGUGAUGAUGGGGAUUCGGACAAUCAAGAAGAUCCACCUCCACCACCUCCAUCUGGUUCAGGAGUGAGUUCUCGAACUCGGAAAAAGACUAAAAGCAAUGCUACCAAUAAUACUGAGUUAAAAGAAACUAAAGAGAAAGAAAUUAAGGAGAAUAUAUUACUUAAAUAUAUGAAAAACUAUGAUCGUAACCAUUUUACCUUCGGGCAUAUAUUGGGAUAUGGUCGAACAGGGUGCAUCUUUGAGGCAACACUUGGCAGAGAAACAGGUGCUCUCAAGAAGGUGGCUCUAUAUAAAGAUGGGAAUAAACUAGAAGAACUGCUUAGUGAAAUCAAGAUAUACAUUGGACCUCUUUUAAAAUUUGGGGUUCUUUGUGAAGCGUUUGUCUUUAUUCUUACGUCUCUUGCUGAAGAAACUUUUGCGACGAUAGGAGACAUCACCAGAAAAGAAAAGGAGUUAGCCAUUAAGGGCUUACAGGAAUUACAUUCGAAGGGAGUGAUGCACGGAGACGUUAGACUAGAAAAUAUAAUGGUGAAGAGGAGGAAUAAGGGUUCAACUUCUUGUGUGUGGUGGAUUGACUUUGGUUGGAGUAAAAUGACGGAUAAUUUGAAAGAAUUGGAUAAGGAAUUAACAGAGUUAAAAUAUUUGCUUGGAAUGGUAGGCAUGAAAUAA
Molecule: messenger RNA, 1530 nt
Organism: Funneliformis geosporum
Lineage: Eukaryota; Fungi; Glomeromycota; Glomeromycetes; Glomerales; Glomeraceae
Source: the annotation of a GenBank genome assembly